CCACAUGACAGUGGUAAAAAUAACUCCCUUUGACAAUGUGUGAAUGGGUGGUGGGGCAGGAGGAGGAGGGGGAAGGGCCCCCAGCACUACAGAAGGGACACUUGAGGGGAGGGCAGGGAGGAGCUGGCCCCAGAGCUCUGAAGGCAGCUGAGCCCCUCCUCCAGCUCCACCGGUUACACUCUCAUGCACAUCCAGCUCCAGCAGCAGUGAACCUAACCAGACAGAAGAGCUCUCAGAGUGGUUCCGCUGCCGCCCAGAACCUUGUGCAGUGGCCUCAGUGAUGCCUCUUCACUCUGCCUUGAUGACCAGGUGCAUUCCCCUUAUGCCCAGUCCUCGGGGGUUUCUCUGAGUUCCUGCCCCCAUGUCCUAGCCUUCAUGGCGUGUAUGGCGGCAGCUGGCCUGCAGCGGCCACGGCGGGUGAGCAUGCAGGAGCACAUGGCCAUCGAUGUGAGCCCAGGCCCCAUCCGACCCAUCCACCUCAUUUCUGACUAUUUCCCACACUUCUACCCCUUUGCUGAGCCCACCCUGCGCACCCCGGACCUGCGCCCUGCAGCAGCCCCAGCCAUCCGUACUGCACCCCAGCUGCAGCCCGACCCAGAGCCAGAGGAAGACUCAGACGACAGCACUGUUCUGGGCACCCUUGAAUUCACGCUGCUUUUCGAUGCGGACAACAGUGCCCUGCACUGCACAGCCCAUCGCGCCAAGGGCCUCAAGCCACCAGCCUCAGGCUCCGUGGACACCUAUGUCAAAGCCAAUCUGCUGCCUGGGGCCAGCAAGGCCAGCCAGCUUCGGACACGCACUGUUCGGGGCACAAGGGGACCUGUCUGGGAGGAGACACUCACCUAUCAUGGCUUUACCCACCAGGACGCUGGGCGCAAGACCCUGAGGCUGUGCGUGUGUGAGGACCCACGGCUGCGGCGACGGCGGCGGGCACCUCCCCUGGGAGAGCUGAGGGUGCCCCUGAGGAAGCUGGUGCCCAACCGAGCCAGGAGCUUUGAUGUCUGUCUAGAGAAGCGGAGGCUGAACAAGAGACCCAAGAGCCUGGACACAGCUCGCGGCAUGUCCCUAUAUGAGGAAGUGGAGGCAGAGGUGGCUGGGGAGGAACGUGGGCGCAUCCUGCUGUCCCUGUGCUACAGCUCUCAGCGGGGUGGCCUGUUGGUGGGUGUGCUUCGCUGCGCCCACCUGGCCCCCAUGGACGCCAAUGGCUACUCAGACCCCUUUGUCCGCCUUUUCCUGCACCCAAAUACGGGGAAGAAAUCUAAAUAUAAGACCAGUGUUCGCAAGAAGACCCUAAACCCAGAGUUCAAUGAGGAAUUCUUCUAUGCAGGCCUGAGGGAGGAGCUGGCCCAGAAGACGCUGCUGGUGUCUGUGUGGGACUACGACCUGGGCACGGCUGAUGACUUCAUCGGAGGGGUACAGCUAAGCAGCCAGGCCAGCGGGGAGCGGCUGCGACACUGGUGUGAGUCUCUGGGCCACACUGACCACCGGCUGGAGAUGUGGCACCUGCUGGACAGUGCACCCCUCCAGUUCAGCCACUAGCCCUGGAUGAACCCACCCAAAGCUGCCCAUGUCACCCACAUGGAGCCAAAGCAGCCUGGGGGCUGCCUUACCCCCAUGCCCAGUCCUUAGUCAGAGAGCUGCUGCUUCUCUCCCCUCCUUUUGAGUCCAUCCCACCUCAAAUGAUGAAGCCAAAAUAAACAUCUCCUUCAAGUCAGACCAGAGCCUAGCCUUUCUCUGGCCAUGAGCCACGCCCUUUGCCCAUGGUCUCACAGGGUAGACUGGGUCCCAUUUUCCUGUCUCCCAUCCUCCCAAGGCUGGGAUGAGGCCCAGGUCAAGCUAGGGGUCAGGAAAAGUCCUAGGCCCAGCCCUCACACCCCAUGCUGUUUCCUACACUGAGGCAUGGUGCUCAGGAUGAUCUAGGACUGAUACACUGCGGCCAAGGUGUGGAGUCACAGC
Messenger RNA from Tupaia belangeri chinensis (Chinese tree shrew), 1956 nucleotides. RefSeq names its product double C2-like domain-containing protein gamma. The coding region runs from base 376 to 1539 and encodes 387 amino acids. Gene Ontology annotation, biological process: exocytosis; regulation of calcium ion-dependent exocytosis; spontaneous neurotransmitter secretion. Gene Ontology annotation, cellular component: membrane; synapse. Lineage: Eukaryota; Metazoa; Chordata; Mammalia; Scandentia; Tupaiidae. The transcript has 11 exons. The record is from RefSeq and is a predicted model, not a curated record.